GCAGAACCGCGCGCUCACAUCAUACAUUCUUCUAGUUCCGUAGCUCGCGGCACCCAUCUAAGCAACGAAAACAGCAACAUACGUUCACAAUGGCUGAGGUGGAAGAGACGAUCAAAAGGAUUCAGAGUCAGAAAGGAGUACAAGGAAUCAUCAUUGUUAAUGCAGAAGGCAUCCCCAUCAAAAGCACUCUUGACAACUCGAGCACAGUUCAGUAUGCUGGUAAUGUCCACCAGCUGCUCAUGAAAGCUCGGGGAAUGGUGAGGGACAUUGACCCUCAAAAUGAUCUCACCUUUCUCAGGGUUCGAUCAAAGAAGAAUGAGAUCAUGAUUGCCCCAGAUAAAGACUAUUUCCUGAUCGUCAUUCAAAAUCCUACAGAGUAGUUCUGAAUUCUUCAUAGAUGUUGCUGUAGUAUUUUUCCUUUUUGAAUUAUUUGCCAAAAGUGUUUCAUUUCAUGUUCUAGUUCAGUUUAUACUGCUCUUGCUUAUCAUUCCAGGAUUUUGCUCUUUGUGUUGUAAUUUAUUGUUCUCUCAUAUUCUCUCUUUUGCAAAUUCACCAUCUGUUCAUCACCUCUACGUAUCAACAUGACACUGACAUACUGUACUUGUUUAUUCUUAAAAAAAGGACAAUAAAACAAUAAUGCAUUUCCUUUCA
Molecule: messenger RNA, 651 nt
Organism: Carassius gibelio (silver crucian carp)
Lineage: Eukaryota; Metazoa; Chordata; Actinopteri; Cypriniformes; Cyprinidae
Gene: dynlrb1
Product: dynein, light chain, roadblock-type 1
Exons: 4
Coding region: 90-380 (96 amino acids)
Biological process (GO): microtubule-based movement
Cellular component (GO): centrosome; cytoplasmic dynein complex; cytoplasm
Molecular function (GO): dynein intermediate chain binding
Source: RefSeq, a predicted model, not a curated record